AUGGACUUUGAAGUUGCCUGCACCGAUGGCUUCGAGACUGUCGGUAAGAAAAUUCCGGAGAGAACGACGCCCAUCCACGCUGGCAAGCAUGAUAUCACCACCGGAAGUAGUACCUAUGACCUAGCAACGGGGCUGCAAUACGGAGUUGCCACGGGUUCCAAGCAACUAGUCAAGUUUAUGACGGAACACAUCCAGCUCAUCCACAGCCCCCCUUACCGCAAUUGGCAGACUAUACUCAGCGCUGGAAACACCUCCGCUUUUGAGAUUGUCCUGCGCAUGCUUGGUCAGACCGGCGAGCACCUGCUUGUCGAGCAGUACACCUACACGACUGUGUUCGAGACCGGCCUUCCACUUGGUUUCAAGUUCGCUCAGAUCCGCAUGGACAAAGAUGGCCUUCUUCCCGAAGACCUUGAUCAUGUCCUUUCAACCUGGGAUGAGGCCGCUCGCGGUGGCAAAAAGCCCCGUCUGUUGUAUACCAUUCCAACAGGCCAAAACCCUGCAGGGAUGACUCAACCUCUCCCUCGUCGACAGGCUAUCUACCGUGUUGCUCAGAAGCAUGAUAUAUUCAUCGUUGAAGAUGAUCCGUACUACUUCAUUCAAAUGCCGGUCUACCAACCAGGGGCCACUACGACCACCACCCUCGUUACCUCAGUGGAGGAGUACGCGAAGACUCUGGUCCCCAGCUACCUCCGUCUAGACACAGACGGUCGUGUUCUUCGAAUGGACUCUUUCUCGAAAAUCAUCGCACCAGGCGCGCGAAUGGGUUGGGUUACUGCCUCGGACCAGGUCAUUGAACGGAUGCUCCGCGCGCACGAGGUCUCCGUGCAGAAUCCAAGUGGAUUCUCACAGGUUGCCAUCUUCAAAUUAUUGAAUGAUAGCUGGGGGCAUUUGGGACUCAUCAAGUGGCUGGCCCACUUGAGGGGCGAGUAUACCAAGCGACGAGAUGCGUUGUUGGAGGCAUAUGAUACUUUCUUGCCUCGUGAGAUUGUCAGCUGGGUUCCUCCUACCAGUGGUUUCUUUGCUUGGAUUUCUAUUGAUUGGAAGCAGCAUUCUGAGGCGGACGUCAAAUCUACCCUGCAGAUUGAGACAGAGAUAUAUGAUGCGGCUACUAAGCGUGGAGCACUGAUUGUGCCGGGAAGUUGGUUCUUGCCUGAUCAGGGUAAGGGAGGUAUGGAAGGGGUGUUCUUUCGUAUGACCUAUGCAUCUUCAUCAUUUGAAGAUAUGAGGGAGGCAAUUGAGCGAGUGGGAAAAGCGCUGCGGGUGAUUUUCCAGUCAGAGACGGCUGGAAUGGUGGAGUCGCGGCUGUGA
Penicillium salamii is the source of this 1308-nucleotide messenger RNA. Lineage: Eukaryota; Fungi; Ascomycota; Eurotiomycetes; Eurotiales; Aspergillaceae. The record is from the annotation of a GenBank genome assembly.